Nanorana parkeri is the source of this 4155-nucleotide messenger RNA. RefSeq names its product VPS10 domain-containing receptor SorCS1-like. Bases 1 to 3615 code for a protein of 1204 amino acids. The record is from RefSeq and is a predicted model, not a curated record. NCBI's taxonomy places the organism in Eukaryota, Metazoa, Chordata, Amphibia, Anura, Dicroglossidae. Gene Ontology annotation, cellular component: Golgi apparatus; membrane. Gene Ontology annotation, molecular function: protein binding. Gene Ontology annotation, biological process: post-Golgi vesicle-mediated transport. The transcript has 27 exons.
AUGGGGGCUCUCCCGGAAUGGGGGCUUUUGCCGCUUUUUGCCAUCGCAGCUUUGAUUUCGGAUAGCCGAGGUGAGCUGACCUGCUCGUCCUGCCACCCUCACAUCCGGCUGCAGGGCGCAGGUGCUGGGCGCAUGAUGAAGAGGAUGCAGGAAGAAGCCUUGAGCGACUGGGGGCAGGCUUGGGGGUACACCAGGCAUGGCCAGUCGGGAAAUGCCAACCGGCCAGGCGACGAUCAGGACCUCUUGGCUGCAAGACCGGAGACCGGCGAUGGGUACGAAGGUGCCGGUGACCGGUUAGCGGAUGCCAGCUUUGUGGGCACUGGGAGUGAGCAGGACAUGAGUAAAGGACAGGAGGAAUACUUGGACAGCGAUGCCACCGGCAGACACGGACAGUUUGGAAGCGAUGAAAGAAGCGGGCAGUUUGCUGGCACCGCUGGGGAUUGGGGCGACAGGACCGAUCCGUUUGAGGUCUUUCGGGUGGAAGAGUUAAAGUUGAGCAGCACCACCUUCGCGCUGACCGGAGAUUCGGCUCACAAUCAAGCCAUGGUCCACUGGUCCGGGCACAACAGCAGCGUGAUACUAAUCCUGACAAAGCUCUACGAUUACAACUUGGGCAGCAUCACGGAGAGCUCGCUGUGGAGAUCUACGGACUACGGGACGACGUACGAGAAGCUGAACGAUAAAGUCGGGUUAAAGACCAUUCUGAGUUAUCUUUAUGUCUGCCCUACAAACAAGCGCAAGAUCAUGCUGCUUACCGACCCCGAGAUCGAGAGCAGCCUGCUAAUUAGUUCUGACGAAGGGGCCACCUACCAGAAGUACCGGCUCAAUUUUUACAUACAGAGCCUCCUGUUUCAUCCCAAGCAAGAAGACUGGAUCCUGGCCUACAGCCAAGACCAAAAGUUGUUCAGUUCGUCAGAGUUUGGCAGACGUUGGCUUCUUCUGAGCGAGACUGUGGCUCCAAAUCGGUUUUACUGGACAGUGACUGUUUCGAACCGAGACGCUGAGCUGGUCCACCUGGAGACCAAAACUGCUGAAGGAUAUGCACAGUACAUUGUCUGCAAGAUGAACAAUUGUUCAGAGAGCGUAAGGACGAAACCCUUUCCUGGAUACAUCGACACCAACUCUCUCAUUGUCCAGGAUGAAUAUGUGUUUGUUCAGCUGACCUCCGGAGGGCGCCCUCAUUACUACGUGUCCUACAAGAGGGAACCCUUUUCGCAGAUGAAACUGCCCAAGUAUGCUCUGCCCAAGGACAUGCACGUCAUCAGCACGGAUGAAAACCAAGUCUUUGUCGCCAUCCAAGAGUGGAAUCAGAACGAGACAUAUAACCUGUACAUCUCCGACACCAGGGGGAUCUUCUUCACAUUGGCGCUAGAAAAUGUCAUGAGCAUAAAAAGCCCGGAGGGGAACGUCAUGAUCGACCUCUACGAGGUAGCAGGGAUAAAGGGGAUGUUCUUGGCGAACAAGAAGAUUGACAACCAAGUGAAGACGUUCAUCACGUACAACAAGGGAAGAGACUGGAACUUGCUGCAGGCCCCAGACGCCGAUCUACGGGGCGAUUCCGUCAACUGCGUGCUGCCGUAUUGCUCCUUACACCUACAUCUGAAGGUAUCCGAAAACCCGUACACCACUGGAAACAUCGCUAGCCGCGAUACAGCUCCCGGCAUCAUCGUGGCUUCAGGGAACAUCGGCUCGGAGCUAACAGAAAAUGAGAUCAGCAUGUUCAUUUCUUCCGACGCAGGCAAUACGUGGAGACAGAUCUUUGAAGAGGAGCACAGCGUCUUGUACCUGGAUCAAGGCGGAGUCCUGGUGGCCAUGAAGCACACGUCCCUGCCAAUCCGGCACUUAUGGUUGAGCUUUGAUGAGGGGAGAUCGUGGAGCAAAUACACCUUCACCUCCAACCCGCUGUUUGUGGACGGUGUGCUGGGGGAACCGGGAGAAGAGACUCUGAUUAUGACAGUGUUCGGGCAUUUUGGUCAUCGAUCUGAAUGGCAGCUGGUGAAAGUGGACUACAAGUCAAUCUUUGACAGACGUUGCAAACCCGAAGACUAUCUUCCUUGGCAGCUUCAUAGUCAGGGGGAAGCGUGCAUCAUGGGCGCCAAGAGGACGUACAUGAAGAGGAGAUCGGAGAGGAAGUGCAUGCAGGGGAGGUACGCCGGGGCCAUGUCCUCUGAACCUUGCGUUUGUACUGAGGCGGACUUUGAGUGCGAUUAUGGCUAUGAGCGGCACAGCAAUGGCCAGUGUCUCCCCGCCUUCUGGUAUAACCCGUCCUCCUUGUCGAAGGACUGCAGCCUUGGCCAAAGCUACCUGAACAGCACCGGCUACAGGAAGGUGGUGUCUAACAACUGCACAGACGGAGUCCGGGAACAGUAUACCGCAAAGUCUCAGCAGUGCCCAGGGAAAGCGCCCCGUGGCCUCCGUGUUACUACAGUGGAUGGAAAAUUAAUAGCAGAACAAGGACACAAUGUAACAUUUGUACUGCAGUUAGACGAGGGAGACAUCCAGAGGACCAAUAUUCAGGUUGACUUUGGAGAUGGGAUUGCCGCUUCCUAUGCCAACCUCAGCGCAACAGAAGAUGGCAUCAAACACGUCUAUCAAAAUGUGGGGAUCUUCAGAGUCCUGGUGCAAGUGGACAACAACCUUGGCUUGGACAGUAGCAUUCUUUAUCUUCAUGUGACAGCUCCCCUGGAGCACAUCCAUCUCCUGCUGCCCUUCGUCACCACGAAGAACAAAGAGGUGAACGCGUCCGUGGUGUUGUGGCCGAGCAACGUGGGGACCCUGACCUACGUUUGGUGGCUGGGGAACAAUAGUGAGCCAAUCAUUACCCUGGACAGAACUAUCUCCUUCACGUUCGUGGCAGAGGGCAUGAACAGCAUCACGGUCCAGGUGUCUGCAGGCAACGCCAUCCUACAGGACACGAAGACCAUCGCUGUCUAUGAACAGUUCCAGUCUCUGCGGCUGUCCUUCUCUCCCAACCUGGACGAUUACAACCCUGACAUCCCGGAAUGGAGGCAAGACAUCAGCCGCGUCAUUAAGAGAGCCCUCAUGUAUGCCACGGGAGUCAUCAGUAAGCAGAUUUUGGUUGCCGUCUUGCCAGGGUUACCCACGUCAGCUGAGCUGUUUAUUCUACCCCACCAAGACAGCCCAGGGGAAACCAAGAAGAAGACAGAAGACUUGACCCAGAUUGCCGAUUUGUUCAUUAACAAACUCAAUCAAGACAUGGUUCAUUUUGAGCUGAAACCCGGCGUACGGAUCAUGGUCCAUGUAGCUCAUCUAACAGCAGCUCCCUUGGUGGACCUGACGCCAAGUCACAGCGGCUCGGCCAUGCUCAUGCUGUUGUCCGUGGUCUUCGUGGGGCUGGCCGUCUUCGUCAUCUACAAAUUCAAAAGGAAAAUUCCUGGAAUUAAUGUAUAUGCACAGAUGCAGAAUGAGAAAGAGCGAGAGAUGGUCAGUCCAGGCAGUCAAAAUGAAAGCUUGUCACCCAUUGUCACUCAGACUCAGUCGGUGGGUCCUCAACAUCUGUUAGAGGGCAAGUUGGAAGCACAGCCCAUAGGAAGUAUUUCCACGGUUGCUGAAACUCAGAGCACAAACGAGAACCCAGCCUAUGUAGACGUGUGAAGGGGGACCCCGGCCAAGUGCGGUUUUUGUUCGGACGGCGCCCAAUCUCUGAUCAAUUCCCGAGGUUUUUAAGCUUUAAGCCUGAAGAAGAAUUUACGAAGAGGAAGGAGAAUUCGGACACGCCUACCUUCUUUUAAACUCACUCGUGUGUUUGUAAAAACGACCUAAUUAAUUGACAUGUGCAUGCUUUAACCCUUCCACUGAACCGAGAGGCUUCGCAAACGCGUUUUGCUCGCCCCUUGUUGUUCUGAAGGGGUUAAAUGUCUUCUUUUUUUUUUUUUUUAAAGUUACCCUAGGUUAAACCUCACAGUAGUUUAACAAGGUGUGUAUAUAGACGGGUUUAAAGGGGAACUAUCUCUUUUUCUUUUUUCCUGGAUAAUGUAAUUGUAAAUUUGAUUUUACUCCGCGCAAUAAGAAUCUAUCGUACAACCCAGAUGGAGAACGCAUUAUUCAGACAAGCAGGACCUCCGAACUAUCUGACCCGGCUUCUUCGUGGUAUCUAUUGUGGCAUCCACACAGAGAGUGGGGACAUUGAUUCCU